UCGCCAUAGCAACCGAGUGUAUCUUUCCAUCUCCAUCAAGUACAAAUGGUGUACGAAUACAAGAAUUAGAUACAAAUCGACCAAGACUUUUCCUGCUAAAUUUCUACGAUUUUAUAACUCCAGUGUGCUCUAGAGUGAUUCUUUCCCAGAAGAAAGUAUACGUAAAUACGAAGGGCUGUGGGACAGAUAACUUCAAUGGAAGAUUCAAAGGAAGAUGUCCCACCUGAGCAGGAAGAGGUGAAGGAUUCCCAGAAAAAGGGAGAUCGAAAAGAAAAGUCAAAAGACAAAAGACCUGAAUCAAAACUAGAUAAAAAGACCCAGAAGCUUAUUGCUGAUUUAAAAAGAUGCAAGAUACAAAUGGAAGAAGCAAAGAAAGCCAUACAAAAGCCUCCAGUAAAACUCUUCACACCAGACAUAUUCAACAGUCUAUCACCUUACUACAAUGUCUACACUGUCAAUUAUCUACUAAAAGAUCUAGAAAACCAGGAUCAAAGCCCUCUCAGACAACCAUGGGGACAAAGAGCAACGGCUCUUGGAUUACCAGAUCCCGAGUUGUCAUUAAAGAUGGACAAAAUUCCAGGCCCGGUCAAUCCAUCACGGAUUCCUGGAACGCUUUUCAGAUCCAAGACUUGGGCUAAAAACAUAGUGGAUCCAGAAAAGAACCUAGGUAGUACACGUCUGCCACCGCUACCAAUGCCUUCUGUUCCCAAAUUCCACCAUGCAACUUUCCAGCCUCAUAAAAUGACCUUCGACGAACUACAAAAUUUCAGGACCGAAAUGAAGAAUGUGUUGGUCGAAAUGGAAGAAAAACGUGCCAAAAAGGAUUACGACCGAACGCUGAAGGACUGGGAACGAAUGAACCUGUCGGAACUAAAGAGCCUGCCCCCUCAGUCUCGCUAUCAUGUCAAGAAGGCGAUCCACUCUUAUCUUGGUACAUCACAGGGUUCAGCAAAGGCAUUGAGACCUCUGACUAAAGAAAUAUGGGAUGAAAAGUCUGAUCAGAUGGUGAAAUGAGAAUAAGAAAUGAGAAAUGGGAAAGUAUUAACGUUUACAAUGUUAUGGAUCAAUGUACGCUUUAAGCAUUUUGUUUUCUAUUUUAAGCCUUUCGGGAAUUGCAUUUUUAUUUUGACUCUAUCAUCGAUACAAAAGUAUUUUUUGCGAUUCUGAUAAAGAAAGGCAUAACAAUCAAUGGAAUGGCAUGCGGUCUGAAGUCGAAAAACUUGACGGACAAAUAAGGAGAAUUAUCGUGGUAUUAUCGCAACGGAUUGGAGAAGAUAGAAUAGAAUUGCUUUUAAUUUUCCUGAGGAGAAGAAAGAAGAGGACGCAUGGUUUAAAAAGGUUUCCGAUUUAAUCUCAUUGAAAACCGCUGUAUUUGAGAAAACUAUUGUAGAUUUUUCUUGAAUGAAAAUAUUUUCAGUUUCCUGUUUUUAUAAAUCAAUAUUGGUAAUGUUUUUCCAGAGUUUUACCAGCAAUUAACUCAGUGUAUUGUGGAGUCUAUACUARAAAAAUAGUUGAAUUUAUGGACGAUGUUUGAACAAACAAAUCUGAAUAUGUAAAUAGAUGUCAUAUACCACAGUUCGUUCAGCAUGUUCUAUUUCAACUUAUGAAGACUCAAGUGUGACAACUAAAGGUAAUAAAAGCGUGUUGUACCGAC
Molecule: messenger RNA, 1654 nt
Organism: Actinia tenebrosa (Australian red waratah sea anemone)
Lineage: Eukaryota; Metazoa; Cnidaria; Anthozoa; Actiniaria; Actiniidae
Source: RefSeq, a predicted model, not a curated record